This is a messenger RNA of Aphidius gifuensis, 1657 nucleotides long. RefSeq names its product DEAD-box helicase Dbp80 (gene Dbp80). The record is from RefSeq and is a predicted model, not a curated record. The transcript has 3 exons. Gene Ontology annotation, cellular component: cytoplasmic stress granule; nucleus. Gene Ontology annotation, molecular function: RNA binding; RNA helicase activity; ATP binding. Gene Ontology annotation, biological process: poly(A)+ mRNA export from nucleus. Bases 115 to 1533 code for a protein of 472 amino acids. NCBI's taxonomy places the organism in Eukaryota, Metazoa, Arthropoda, Insecta, Hymenoptera, Braconidae.
UCGUUGCACGCAGUGACACUUCACUGACACACUGUCUAUCAUUUAAAUAUCAACAAUAAAAAAUAAACAAUAUUUUAUACUGUAAUAAUUAAUAAUUGUUUUUAAACAAAAAAUAUGACAUCAGAAAAAGUUAAUUGGGCUGCUCUUGCUGAUGAGCACGAAAAAUUAUCAAGCAAUGUAGAAGGAUUAUCAAUUGACCAAAAUGCAUCUUCCAAGAUUGACAAUUCAUCAACAGAUGAAGAUCAAGCACCAUCUGCUGCUGAACAAUCAUUGUUACAAAAAAUUUUACGUAAAGGUCUUAUUGAGAGUACAAAAGAUUUAAAAAUUCAACGUAAAGAUCCAAAUUCACCAUUAUACAGUGUCAAAACAUUUGAAGCAUUAAAUUUGAAGCCUGAUUUGUUAAAAGGUGUUUAUAAAAUGGGUUUCAGUGCUCCAUCAAAAAUCCAAGAAACAGCUUUACCAACUUUACUAGCUGAUCCACCACAAAAUUUAAUUGCACAAUCUCAAUCUGGUACUGGUAAAACAGCAGCAUUUGUAUUGGCAAUGUUGAGUCGUGUUGAUACAACAAAACCAUAUCCACAAGUUGUAUGUUUAUCGCCAACAUAUGAAUUGGCAAUUCAAACUGGUGAAGUUGCUGCACAAAUGGCACGUUAUUGUCCAGAUAUUAAAAUGAAAUAUGCUGUUAGAGGUGAAGAUUUACCAAGAGGAACAAAAUUAGAUGAUCAUAUUAUAAUUGGUACACCAGGAAAAACAUUAGAUUGGUCAUUGAAAUAUAGAUUUUUUGAUUUAUCUAAAAUAACAGUAUUUGUACUUGAUGAAGCUGAUGUUAUGAUUGACACACAAGGACAUCAAGAUCAAUGUAUAAGAAUUCAUAAAAUGCUAUCAUCAAAAUGUCAAAUGAUGUUCUUUUCAGCAACAUAUGAUGAAAAAGUUAUGGAAUUUGCUGAAAUGAUUGUGACAAAUCCAUUGAUCAUGAGAUUAAUGAGAGAAGAAGAAUGUCUUGAUAAUAUUAAACAGUACUAUGUCAAAUGUAAUUCUGAAGAAGAAAAAUAUGCUGCAAUUAGGACUAUUUAUAGUCUUAUUACUGUUGGUCAAGCAAUUAUUUUUUGUCGAACAAAAAAAACAGCAUCUUGGCUGUCUGGCAAAAUGAAACAAGAUGGACAUGGUGUUGCUAUGAUUUCUGGUGAAUUAAAUGUUGAUGAAAGAAUCAAAGUACUUGAUCGUUUUAGAAUAGGUGAUGAGAGAGUUUUAAUUACGACAAAUGUCUUGGCAAGAGGAAUUGACGUAUCAGCAGUAACAAUGGUAGUUAAUUUUGAUUUACCAACUGACAUGAAUAGAAAAGCUGACUAUGAAACAUAUCUUCAUAGAAUUGGAAGAACUGGAAGAUUUGGCAUGGCUGGCAUUGCUAUUAAUUUAAUUGACUCUGAUGAAAUGAUGACUGUAUGCCAAGAUAUUGAAAAACAUUUUGGUAAAAAAAUUAUUUUACUUGAUACUGAAAAUGAAGAAGAAGUUGAAAAAAUUGGUGACUCAUAAAUGUUAGCUUUAAAUUAAUUAAACUAUUAUUGUUUUUUUUUUUUUUUUUUAUUUUACACAAAAACCUGAUUCAUUUGUAAUUUAAUUAUAAAAAAAAAAAAAUAAACGUGAAAAGAAAAAGCCU